This is a messenger RNA of Eufriesea mexicana, 1075 nucleotides long. RefSeq lists its product as uncharacterized. The transcript has 4 exons. The record is from RefSeq and is a predicted model, not a curated record. NCBI's taxonomy places the organism in Eukaryota, Metazoa, Arthropoda, Insecta, Hymenoptera, Apidae. The coding region runs from base 53 to 1075 and encodes 340 amino acids.
CGUAGACCCGCGAACCUAGCAUCCAACGUUCAUCGUCUCCUCACAACCAGCCAUGAAGCUUCGAGUCCUUCUCAUCGCUUUGAUUUCAACGGCGCUGGCGGAAGAACAGACCGAGAAGCGUUCCGCUCGAUCACCCCAGGCGCAAAUUAAGUACAAUGAUCCGAACGGCCUGAAGGUCAACUGGAAGUAUUUCGCUCCUCCGAGCCAAUGGCGACCUUACCUCCAAAACCCCGAAUCUUCUCAGCAACCACAGCAAGAUCAUCCUCAUCCAUCAGGCCUGAGUCAAGAGCAACUUCAGUCUCAACUGGUGCAAGUCGAAGGUGACACCUUGGAACACAGGUCGUUCGAGCAGCAUCAGACUGAGCCAGAAGCUCAGCAGGUCCCCAAUCAGAUACAAUACAGAACAUACGUUCAACCUCAGCCCGUGGAAUCACAGUCAGACGCUACUCAACCUGAUCCCAAUCAGAUUCAGUACAGCAAUUACCAAGAUCCAGCACCCUCUCACGCGAAGCAAGUGAUUCUGCAGAACUUCAAGCCUCAAAAUGCUCAUCCUGACCAAUCUUACAACUCUUAUCCGACUGGUAUCGCAGCUCCUCAGCAGUACAAUCAACAGCCAGCGAAUGCUGGCCUGGCCCAGUACGACCAAUCGUUAGAGAACUAUGAACAGGAGGAACAGCAGAAGUCUAGACGAGAGUACCCGGACAGAAGUUUGCAAGGCAGAAUCGUGUACAAGAGCGAUUAUGAGGAGCAGCAACAACAGCAACAACAGCCACAAUUGGAUCGCAUACCUGUACCCAUUGAGAGGCUACCAUCGCCUAUUCCUCACAAACUGGUUAUCGACAAGAAUAUGCCUAUGGAGAUCCGGCAGUUGCUGCAAUACCAGGCCCGGUUACCAUACGAGGUGAUCGCCAACAGCAUCUCUUAUAAACCAAAGUCGGUGUUUGUGCCAAAGCCACUGCCAGCUGAGACCAAGGGGCCGUACAACUACCGGAGCAAGGUUUACUAUGUGAACGACGACCAGUACGAGACUGACUAUGGCACGUCCAAGCCUGUUGAGGAAAAUCACAGGCACUGA